CAACAUUAUCCCCAUUGACCCAAUUGGACAAAUCCCGUCUCUUUCCGUGGUCUCCGUUUGUUUCUCGAGAAAUUCUUCUAGGGUUCCAAUUCCAAAAAUGGCAAAUAACAGCAAUAAAGAAGAGCCAUCCACUGCUCCAAAGCCUAAUCGUUGGUACAAUAUAAGUUUGGGAUCUUCCUUCAAGGACCAACACCAGCCUUCCUCCAAAUUUUGCACUUUGCGUUAUGAAUUUAAACCAGCAUCAAUUGAUAAGAACCAACCAGGAUUACUCCACAAGUCUAAGGAUAAUCGAGUUAAGGUGGAAUUUGAAAACAAUCAGCCUGGGAAACCCAAGGUGACAUUUGAGGGUGCCAGUGAAGAUUACAAGGACAACGAUGCGGUGUUGUUCUUCGAUGGUGAGACGUUACGGUUGGAGCGUUUACAUCGAGCUGUGAAGCGGUUGAGGCAUAACCGGCAGCCUGGUGAGUCAGCAUCCUUGGCUGCUUCAGCUGGCCCUGCUGCAGAAUCUUAUUCACCUCCACUUGGUAAAGGAGUAAAACCUGAAUCUUCAAACAAAGCCUCGGUUCCGCCAUUGCCUCUUCGGGUGGAACACAUUGAUACAUCCGACUUCGAGAAUGGAGAAUCCUGGAAGGAGAAGAACUCUGAGUUCCUGUCGUCAAUUCCAAAUAAACCAACUGUGUCACCGGAUCGUAAAAGUUAUGAAUCGGAAGAACUGGUGGAUAUCGUCAAUGACGACGACGAUAAUGAUGUUUUGGGGAUAGCUAAAGAAGAUAAUGGUUCUGAAAAUGUUUCAACUGGUAUCAGUAUUGAUAAAUACGAACCACAUCACAAUGACAUGGAUGAUGAGAUUGCUGAUGUAGAUGUAAGUGACGAUGAAGAACAAAAUGUGGGGCGGAGUGCAGCUGAAGCUCUUCGAGAUCGAGUAAAUGCAGAAGAGAAAGAAGAGCAUAGCUUGAGCUCAAGCAGUAGCAGUGGAAGUGAGAGUAGCGGUAGUGGGAGUGGGAGUGGGAGCGGGAGCAGUAGUAGUGAUAGUGAAAGCAGUGAUGGCGGUGAUUCAGUCAUCUCUAUUUAAUUGGUUAGACCAAGUAGCUGUAUAACUCUCUGUUACUCAGAUUGGAGGUGAGUGUCGGAAACGUUAUAUUUCCGAUAUGGGGGGUGCUCAAUUUUUUUUCUAAGUUUCCUCAAGUAAUCAGCGAAUCAAACCGCGAUACUCGUGUCCGAAUGCAUGCUGGACAAGGUUAACGAAAUGAAGAAAUGGGGUAUAGGUGGAACUGGCUUGGCAUUGUUAUCAAAUUAGUGGUUGCUAAACUGGGGUUGUCAACAUUAUAUACCAUGUAGCAUUGCAAUUACUGAAAGUCUUUUAUGCAGACAUCAAUGAACUAACGGUGUUUAACCCAAAUGAUUCAAAAGAGUUGGAUUCUAGCUU
This is a messenger RNA of Hibiscus syriacus, 1426 nucleotides long. RefSeq names its product ELL-associated factor 2-like. Bases 98 to 1072 code for a protein of 324 amino acids. Gene Ontology annotation, molecular function: transcription elongation factor activity. The record is from RefSeq and is a predicted model, not a curated record. Lineage: Eukaryota; Viridiplantae; Streptophyta; Magnoliopsida; Malvales; Malvaceae. Gene Ontology annotation, biological process: positive regulation of DNA-templated transcription; regulation of transcription elongation by RNA polymerase II. Gene Ontology annotation, cellular component: super elongation complex. The transcript is spliced from 4 exons.